AUGGCUUUGUCAGCCGCACUCAUCAGGCACUUGCCUGCACUUGCGGGCACUUGCGGGCAAGGCGAGUUGCCGGCCGCCGCUCUCCGAAGCGCGCAACCACUGGUCGCCCGGGCGCGUCGACUCCAUCGUAAGAGCGCAAUGCGAACCGAAAUAGCUGGGAUGGAGUCGGAUUUGCAGCAUAAGAACCAGGCAUCCCGUAACAAACGGGAUGGGUUGAAAAUCUACCCACGAGAGACCAUAGAUAAGAAAGUAAAGGAAAGAACACAAGGCUGUUUUUGUAUUUAUUUAUUUUGUAGGGUGGGUGGGAGGAGACGAAGAUAG
Molecule: messenger RNA, 321 nt
Organism: Microbotryum saponariae
Lineage: Eukaryota; Fungi; Basidiomycota; Microbotryomycetes; Microbotryales; Microbotryaceae
Source: the annotation of a GenBank genome assembly